Molecule: messenger RNA, 1829 nt
Organism: Cucurbita maxima (winter squash)
Lineage: Eukaryota; Viridiplantae; Streptophyta; Magnoliopsida; Cucurbitales; Cucurbitaceae
Product: CBL-interacting serine/threonine-protein kinase 5-like
Exons: 1
Coding region: 311-1642 (443 amino acids)
Biological process (GO): protein phosphorylation; signal transduction
Molecular function (GO): ATP binding; protein kinase activity
Source: RefSeq, a predicted model, not a curated record
UCCAUGUAUAAAAACCACGGUAAGGAAUCCUUUCUGUGUGCUCAAGAACCAGGAAUCGCGGCGGUUCCCAGUUUUUACCUAUUUCUCUCUUCUUCAGUCAACUAUCUCUCCCAGUUUCAAGCCUUGAUUCUUAUAAUUUCACACACCAUCUCUAAAUUUCCCCGAUGGAAUCCGUCGGAAUCAGUAUCUACGCCGUUCUUUCCUCGAUUCCGUCGCCGUAUUUUUCCACGAUUGUAAGUGAAUUUCUUAUCUAGAUUCGGAAUUGGCCUUGAUUCAAAUCUGUGUGUGUGUUUGGGGAUUCUCUGUUUUAAUGGAGGAGAGGCAUGUUCUGUUUGGUAAAUAUGAGAUUGGGAGGUUCCUUGGGAAGGGGACUUUUGCUAAGGUCUAUUAUGGAAAAGAAUUGGAGUCUGGAGAAAGUGUAGCGAUUAAGGUUUUAAACAAGGAUCAGGUCAAGAAGGAAGGGAUGAUGGAGCAGAUCAAGCGCGAGAUCUCCGUUAUGCGUCUUGUUCGUCAUCCAAACAUUGUUGAGUUGAAGGAAGUAAUGGCGACGAAGACGAAGAUCUUCUUCGUUAUGGAUUAUGUUCGCGGUGGUGAGCUCUUUGCCAAAGUUGCAAGAGGAAGACUCAAGGAAGAUGUGGCUCGGAAGUAUUUCCAGCAGUUAAUCAGUGCCGUCGAUUACUGUCAUAGUCGUGGAGUUUCUCACCGCGAUUUGAAGCCGGAAAAUCUUUUGCUGGAUGAGAACGAAGAUCUCAAGAUCUCCGACUUUGGACUCUCCGCUCUACCGGAACAGCUUCGGAACGAUGGUCUUCUCCACACGCAGUGCGGGACUCCGGCCUACGUCGCACCGGAAGUACUAAGAAGAAAGGGCUACGAUGGAGCCAAAGCCGAUAUCUGGUCUUGCGGUGUGAUUUUGUAUGUUUUGUUAGCAGGAUUUCUUCCGUUUCAGGAUGAGAACAUCAUGACCAUGUAUAAGAAGGUUUUCAAAGCCGAAUUCGAAUGUCCGCCAUGGUUCUCCGCUGAAGCGAAGCGUUUGAUUUCAAAAAUCCUCGUCGUAGAUCCAGAAAGACGAAUCACAAUCGGAGCAAUCACGCGAGUUCCUUGGUUCCGGAAAGAUUUCUCGAGAUCGCUCUCGUUCACGAUGAAAGAAUUAGUCGCAGCGAAAACAGAGGAUUCCGAUUCCGAGAGUCCAAAACUAUCGACGCCAAAAUUCUUCAAUGCGUUCGAGUUCAUAUCGACGAUGUCAUCGGGAUUCGAUCUAUCGAGCUUAUUCGAAAACAAAAGGAAGACGGGAUCCAUAUUCACAUCGAGAUGCUCAGUGUCGACGAUCAUGGAGAAAAUCCAGACGGUGGCGAAGAGACUGAGCUUCAAGGUCUCGGAAGUGAAAGACUUCAAGCUCCGGCUGCAAGGUCCGGGGGAGGGGCGAAAAGGAAAGCUGUCUGUGACGGCGGAGGUGUUCGAAAUAGCGCCGGAAGUUGCCAUAGUCGAAUUUUCAAAGUCGGCCGGGGAUACUCUGGAAUAUUCGAAGUUCUGUGAAGAAGACGUUCGGCCGGCGUUGAAGGACAUCGUUUGGACGUGGCAAGGUGAUUGUGUCCCUACCGGUGACGGACGUCACGGCCAACUUGACGGCGACGGCUUUUUGUGAAAAAAGGGAGAUAGAUGGUGACAGCGUGUGUGAAGAUUGGUUUCUGUUACAAGUUUUAACUGCUUUUUCUUAAACACAAAUAGCCUUUUGGAGGGAAAAGAGUGCUUUUUGCUGCGAGUUUUUGUGAAUACCAACUUUACCAAAUACUAUUAUAAAAAGAACAUCUAAAAAGUAACAAAAUUUAAAA